AUGUCGCUGUUUUUGACUAUGUUUUUAUCUGUAUCACUGAAACAUGGCUAUGUGACAGCUUCUAUGACAGUGAACUUGGUCUAUCCAUUUAUAUCAUUUAUAGAUCUACUAAUGUUGAACAUCUAUUUGUUAAACUUAGUUUUACCUAAUAACAUCAACUAUGUAGUGUGCUCAGUGUACUUUCCUCCCAAUUGCCCGCUUUCUGCUUACGAGUCUUUUAUUUCCGCUGUACAAUCUGUUCUUCUCCUGCAUCCAGAAUGUGUAUUCAUUUUUUGUGGGGACUUCAAUUUGCCAGAUAUUAUGUGGUCCAACGAUGAUUUUGGUUUACUUUACAAUACGGUUUCUAAUCCCAGAGUUCAAUGCAUCCCCGAUGCUUUUGCGUUCUUUAUUUUUUUCCAACUAAAUGAUAUUCAAAACUCUUUUGGUGUUGUCUUGGACCUUGUGUUCUCCAAUGACAACAGUAUCUAUAUAUCUAAAGCCGUAACUUCAGCAGUACCUUGUGAUCCCUACCACCCGGUUCUCGAUAUUUUGAUAAAGUUGGAUAAACUCUCCCCUUUACUUGAUCGCUCCCAUAAUUAUUAUGACUUCCGCCGUGCUCCCUAUUCAAAAAUAUGCGAAUUCCUAAAUUCAUUUAAUUGGUUGGAGAUCAUAUUAUCUCUCGACGUUGAUGAAGCUGCUAAGCAUAUUGUUUUAAGCAAGAAAAGAGCACAUGCCAAGUUUAAAGCUUCAUGUUGUCCCCUUGAUUAUGCUGAAUUUUCUGCACUUCGUGCCUCUUACAAGACAGAAUAUAAGAGAUGCCAUACUGCCUUCUUGUCUGGCACUGAGUCUAUGCUAAAGUCUGACCCCAGGUCGUUUUGGGACUUUGUCCGAAUUAAUAAAUCUAACAACGAAAUUCCCCAUUCAUCUUAUGUUCCUCCUUUGUCUAAUGACCAUUCGUUUCCUUUUUUGUCCCAUGACCUACCUAGCUCUUGCUCAUUCAACAUCGAUGAUGUUGACGCUGGUCUAGACGCACUAAAAAAUGUUAAGUCCGUAGGCCCCGACGGCUUGUCAGGUGUAUUCUUAGACAAUGUGAAAUCUUCAUUAUGUUUUCCACUGUGGCUACUUUUUAAGCGUUCAAUCGAUAACGGAGUUUUCCCCUCUUCUUUCAAGAUUAGCUCUGUCACUCCUAUUUUUAAAUUUGGUGAUGAAGCUGAUGUCAAAAAUUAUAGACCUGUCUCUAUUUUGAGCCACAUAUCCAAACUGUUUGAACUUAUAGCUGUUGAAAAGCACAUCCAAGUUGAUGCUAUUUUCACAGACUUUACUAAAGCCUUCGAUAAAGUCGACCAUGGCCGCCUAAUCGAGACCCUAUACAAAACUGGGUUCGGUGAACCAUUGUUGUCUUGGUUCAAAUCUUAUUUGUCAGACGGAGUCCAGUGUGUAAAAGUGUUCGGAUGCAAAUCAUCCAUCUCAAAGGUCUCUUCUGGAGAUCCACAAGGAGGACAUUUAUCUCCAAUAUUGUUUUCUUUGUAUGUAAAUGGCAUCAAGGAAAUUGUCAAAAACUAUGAACUACUCGUGUUUGCCGACGACUUGAAGCUCUUUAAGAAAAUUGAAAACUGUGUGAAGACACCGCUUUCCUAUUAA
Sipha flava (yellow sugarcane aphid) is the source of this 1620-nucleotide messenger RNA. RefSeq lists its product as uncharacterized. The record is from RefSeq and is a predicted model, not a curated record. NCBI's taxonomy places the organism in Eukaryota, Metazoa, Arthropoda, Insecta, Hemiptera, Aphididae. Bases 1 to 1620 code for a protein of 539 amino acids. Gene Ontology annotation, molecular function: catalytic activity. The transcript has 5 exons.